This is a messenger RNA of Dermacentor albipictus, 2464 nucleotides long. RefSeq lists its product as uncharacterized. Lineage: Eukaryota; Metazoa; Arthropoda; Arachnida; Ixodida; Ixodidae. The record is from RefSeq and is a predicted model, not a curated record.
UGUGUGCGUGUGCUUCCGACAAAAUACUGUUAAUAGUCUGCGCUUGUCCGUGCUUUUCUUUCUGGUCCCUGUGUGUUCGUGUCAUUCUAUCUUGAAUAAGGAGUGCUUGGGUGUCCUCGGAAUUUUUAAAAUCUGUCCUCCUUUCUACCACUUUCGGGGUUUGAAUUCGUACGCGUAUACGUCAGCGACUGCGCAGAAUGCGAUAUAUUGUUCACCUGUACGCAUAUCUACUUUUGGCGUGAGCAACGCGUGGGUAUAGCAUCGCAUCCUGCAGAACAUCGUAUGGAAAAUACUAAAGAGCGAAGAAGAAGUAGAAGAACCGAAAUGGCGACGCCAGGCAGCAACGAAGGCUCGACCCCAGCACAACCAACCAAGAUGGCAAGCCCGACUGGGCCUGCAAGCACCCCGAUGGCGUCUAGGGGAGAGAGAACCGGAGGCGCUAAGGAUGCCGGAACCACGCAGGCCAGCAAUGCGCCUGCGCCCACUGUUCAACAGCCAGGCACCGCGGAACACCGCGCUGCAACAGUGCCCAACAACUCGAGUCCUGGCAGUGCGAUGAAGGUCCACAGAGCUACAGACGACGUCGCCACCGAUGGGCCUACUGGUGCUACGUCGACGAGCCAUCCGACGACGACAAGGGCUCCAGUCGCCGGCGCCCCGACACCCGAGCCUACGGAUCGGGGCAUUGCGAAAGCGCAGUGCGCUGAGCGGCCGGGGCCUGCGCAUUCUGGGAAAGCUAGCCCUGUCAAGACGCCGGGUGCUGGCCAGAUAACCACCGCUACGGUGACGUCGGGAGGAGCUAAAGGUCCUGACACUACAGUUAACGUCGAUGCCGCGACGGCGCCCGUCGGUGUUGGCGUCGUCGCUGAGGGAGCAGCUAACCGCGUAAUCUCUCCCGUCGUUACCUCUCCUAGCUUGGCAACUACCAGCACGACCACUCCCGAAGAGUCACCCCCCGGCGCGACACCGAUCGAAAUGGUGACGCCUCCAACCAGCACUCCCGAAGAGUCACCCCCCGGCGCGACACCGAACGGAAUGGUGACGCCUCCAACCAGCACAACGCCUCCUACCGUAACAUCUCACGUGACAUCUACCGACACUUCUGGUCCGAGCGCCACAGGUCAAAAGGCACUCAACGGUGCAACGAUGAAAAGCCCCACGGAACCUACCGCUGCGAAGGUACCAAGCCACGGCAAUAGUUCUGCUAUGAACUAUGGCACGGUGAAAUCUGGCGCCACUACGCCUCCCAACCCUACACAUACGAGUGCUGCAGCAUUGGCCGGGCCCACGUCACCUCCUAAGGUAUUUAAUGUUACGGGGCCCAACGACGCGAAGGUAAUUAGCGACGCCAAUCAUCCCGCAACUGCGGAUCCUGAAAAACCGAAGAGCGACGUGGUGGCGGCGUGUAGUGCCGCCGAUUCCGGUGGCAGGGCGGCGACGGUCGGAGCGGUGUUCGGAGCUGCGGAGACCGUGUCUACAAGAGCCACAGGUGCGUUGACGCCCGCAGCUACAGCCGGUUCCGCAACGAAGCCUGGCCGUGGGACGACGCCUCCCAGUGCGGCGGACCUCGACACUGCGGGCCCCAGUGGAAUGACGGCGGCCAGGAGGACGAAGCCCGGUGUUUCGCGACCAGUUGCUACUGCAUCCUGCUACGACGGGCAUGCCUCACGGCCUAGCUCUUCGAAGGCGCAACACACUCCCGCAACAUCGGCACCGUCGGUGAGGAAAUCGGCGGCUAUCAACCGUAUCCUCGAGGAACUGGAGGACGUUGUCCGUGACCCGCCGCCGUAUUGCUCGGCCGCCCCCGUGGACUCCGACGAUCUGUUCAAAUGGCGCGCCGUCAUAGUGGGUCCCGAGGGAACGCCUUAUGAAGGAGGGCUCUUCCGCCUGGCGAUCGCUUUCCCCGAUGACUAUCCUAAUAGUCCACCCAAGGUCACGUUCGUGACCAAAAUCUACCAUCCCAACGUGAGCACCGACGGUCACAUCUCCCUCGACAUCCUACUCUGGAACUGGUCGCCGCAGAUGAGAGUGGACCAAGUGCUGCUCUCCAUUUGUUGCCUGAUGCGGUCGCCGGAUCUGCAAAACGCAGUCAACGAGUACGCGGCCCUCUACUACAAGGAGGAGCCCGACAUGUACGAAAUAAUCGCCCGCGAGUGGACAACGUCGCACGCGACGUCCGGUAAUUAGUGGACUGCAGGAGUUCGGCUGGACUGGCCGUAUACUGCGAACAUCAUUUUGUAAUGCAGUGCAGUGGCGCUGCAGCUGACUCGAGCGCUAUGCGAUAAACGGAAGGUUCCGAAAACGUGGCGUCCGAGAUUCGGCAACUCGCGUAAUUGAGCGAGCCGUGUAGGCUAGUGUCCGCCGCCACGUUUAUCGCGCUGUCUCAUGUGUUUCGGGGGAAAUGUUUGGAAACCCGAAUGUUUGAAUUGAUGCCGAAGAAAUAAACUUGCACUUGACUCUACAA